GAUUAUUAAACUUCGAUACAAACGAAGGCGAAGAUGUCGCAGGCAUUCUUCUCCUCCGGGCACGUGAUCCUUCCGGCCUCACGUGUCAAGACGUCGUCUUCCGUCGGCCUCCACCUCCCAUCAUCGAACGUUCACUUACUUCGCCGAACGAACCACCGGCUGCAGCCGCGGUUACGGUCUCUAACACCGCCUAUCAGGAGCUGUACUAAUCUCUUAUUUGAUAUCAAAAGUGGAAAAGGAAUGAGUGGAUUUCAUGAGGUUGAACUCACAGUUCGAGAUUACGAAUUGGAUCAGUAUGGAGUUGUGAACAAUGCCGUCUUUGCAAAUUAUUGUCAACAUGGUCGUCAUCAACUUAUGGAAAAGCUUGGCAUAAGUAUUGAUUCAGUUGCUCGAACUGGUAAUGCGAUAGCAUUGUCAGAUUUAUCACUCAAAUUCCUUGCACCUCUGAGAAUUGGAGAUCGGUUUGCUGUAAGAGUGAGGAUAUCCGACUCUUCAGCUGCUCGUAUCUACUUCGAACACUUCAUUGUCAAAAUCCCAAAUGAAGAGCCCAUUCUGGAGGCACGAGGAACCGCAGUUUGGCUUGACAAGAACUAUCGGCCAAUUCGUAUUCCACCAGAAGUGAGAUCCAAAUUCGUCCAGUUCAUUCGUCAUGAUGAUUCCAAAUGACAUACAAUGUCGUAUGUACCCGGGUUUAGUACUCGAUACCACAAUUUUUGUAACAUGAGGUAUCUUGUACGAUAAAUAAUAUAUUUUUGUCACAUAGAUAACACAAAAAUUUGAGUCCCUAUUCUUGCUAUAUUUAGUCCUUUUCAGUUUCUAACAUUGUCUUAUGAUGUGUUUCAAGGUUCAUUUUCAAUCAUAAGUGUACUUGUGUUUGUGCUA
Molecule: messenger RNA, 882 nt
Organism: Cynara cardunculus var. scolymus (artichoke)
Lineage: Eukaryota; Viridiplantae; Streptophyta; Magnoliopsida; Asterales; Asteraceae
Product: acyl-acyl carrier protein thioesterase ATL3, chloroplastic
Exons: 5
Coding region: 34-666 (210 amino acids)
Cellular component (GO): chloroplast
Molecular function (GO): fatty acyl-[ACP] hydrolase activity
Source: RefSeq, a predicted model, not a curated record